This is a messenger RNA of Drosophila persimilis, 1315 nucleotides long. RefSeq lists its product as uncharacterized. NCBI's taxonomy places the organism in Eukaryota, Metazoa, Arthropoda, Insecta, Diptera, Drosophilidae. The record is from RefSeq and is a predicted model, not a curated record. The transcript has 3 exons. Gene Ontology annotation, cellular component: nucleus. Gene Ontology annotation, molecular function: zinc ion binding. The coding region runs from base 10 to 1206 and encodes 398 amino acids.
GGUCCAAAAAUGAACUGCGUUGUGCUAAAUUGCCAAAAUGCCACACGGGGCUCUGAAAGAAAUCAUGAUAUGUAUUUCUUCAAGUUUCCGAAGAACGCCGAUUUAGCCAAACGUUGGCUAUCAUUUUGCGGCAAUAAACAUGCCCUAGGAAUGAAGAAUGCCUGCAUAUGCAUCAAACAUUUCAAAGACGAGGAUAUCGUGGGGCUUGAAAAGUUCAAAUCAGGAUGGACAAGGCAUGUUUCAUUGGGCCUCAACGCUGUGCCGUGCAUACACGUGAAGAAGAAAAGUAUGUCGGAAACGUCCCAAAAUGUGGAGGAAACGGUCUAUAAUAUAGAGGAAACGGCCCACAAUGUCGAGGAAACGGAAUUUGAGGAAUUUCAGACAAUACCAAAUAAUGAUUGCCCCGAAGCUAACGCAGGUGAAGCUGAUGAAGGAAAUCUGACGCAGUUCAAUAAGUGCCGUACUUGUUAUCGGGAUUAUAAGUUUGAUUUGGAUGAAGAAGAUCCUUUUGCAGAGGCCAACAGCAUGUUGCUGUUUCGCAUCGAAGUCAUUUGCGGAGUCUGGCUUAGCAAGAUCAAAGGUGGACCACGUUACAUGUGCCCGGAUUGUCAGUUGUCCCUAAAGAAUGCGAUCGAGUUUCGUGAGAAGGUCAUAAGCACGGAGGUGAUGCUAACACAGGGGAGGCCCGUGUGUGAUAAACCAGCAGUCGAAGUAGAGUCGGUAGCAACAGAGACAGGUCAAGGGUCAUCAGCACCUGAGUGGACAUCAGAAUUGGUAUCGAUUAAUACAGAAGAAGAUGACGAAGAAUAUACACAGUAUGAACACAUUUAUGAUGUACCAUCUAGCCCUAGCUUUAAUAAGAUUGAUCAUAUAGUAGAAUUAGAGACCAUUGAGGAAAAUAUCGACGUUGCUAAUGCAGAUUCAUUCAGCGUUGCCUGUGGGACGAAAAUCCUCAACGAAAUGAUAAAUGAUAAUGACAAACACGAAAGGACAAAGAAUGAAACAAAAGCAGAGAAACCAACCAAGGAACGCGCCAAGCCAAGGAAAAUGAAAAUUCAAGCAAGACGCCAAGACGAUGACGAGGAUGAUUCUGAAUUUAUAAUCUUCGGCGCGUUUGAUAAGAAAAUGAAGUUGAGUGCAACAAAAUCCCCAAGACGUACCUCAUUUAAAAGGAGAGUUAGGGGUAGACGAGUAGAGAAUAAGUAGAGAAGAUCUAAGUCGCUUUCAAAUCUUCAUAUUAUUAUUUUAUAAUGAUAAAAUAGUUCUCAUAUAGUUUUUUACAAUGUCGAUUUUUUCGUUAAUUAUCUCUUUGUAU